Molecule: messenger RNA, 1019 nt
Organism: Colossoma macropomum (tambaqui)
Lineage: Eukaryota; Metazoa; Chordata; Actinopteri; Characiformes; Serrasalmidae
Product: single insulin-like growth factor-binding domain protein-2
Exons: 4
Coding region: 114-500 (128 amino acids)
Biological process (GO): regulation of cell growth; regulation of signal transduction
Cellular component (GO): extracellular region
Molecular function (GO): insulin-like growth factor binding
Source: RefSeq, a predicted model, not a curated record
CUAGAGGGGUAGAGUUUGACACAAACUUUGAAAAGAAGCAGAGCAGACAUCCUUCAGUCGUUCCUCAGGUUUAGAUUCAGGGAUCGAGGCUGCUGUACAGGCUGCUGCUGGACAUGAUGUGUCUGAGACGGGUGCUGAUCUCUCAGGUUGUGCUGCUGUUGGUGGUGGAGAGUGGCUGGACACUGUCCUGUUUGCCCUGUUACAUGGUAAGAUGUCCAGAAGUGCUGCAGUGUGCAGGGGGAAAAGUGCUGGAGCCCUGCAUAUGCUGCUACGAGUGCGCCAAACAGAAGGAUGAGAUUUGUGGAGGUCCGUUCGACAAUUCUGGGACAUGUGACGAGGGGCUGGAGUGUCUGAGAAGUGGACGCUACAAUGAGGGAGUGUGUAGAGAAAAGACUAACGAAACGACCACACAACGUCCUGAAACAACCACACGCGAUGUAGGAAAAGCACAUCGAGAUUUCAUUGAGUGGCUGAAAUCCAGGAAUCUACGCAGAGACUGAGGAGAAGAAGGUGCAGAUGAUUCAAGUGAUGUUGAAACUACUCUCCAAAUGAACACUUUCUGUUAUAUCAACAGUAGCAUCCAUGCAUUUUUGCUUGAUUAAUAUUUUUUGCAGUAGUUAAGCUGUGGACUUGUUGCUAGUUUAAAUUCCAAAUAAUUCAAAAGUUAUAAACCAUUCAUGCAUGUGAACACAUAGAGUAUAUAUAACUGGUUUUAAGGACUGCUUGAUGUUUCAUGAAAAUUAUAUACUGAUUAAUAUAAAAGUCUAAUAAAUGAUAAAUGGGUCAUGUAUAUCUGGUGACUGUAUUGUCUGGACUGACAUGUAGAUUAAGAUUUAUGAGCCUUUAUGUUUAAUUAGCCUAAUUAUAUAAUAAACUUCAGUGAUUCUUUUAUAUGAAUCAGUUUCGCUGCAUGUCUUCUUAUCCUAAAUGUAUACAUUGUUCCCUUAAGUGUCCAUAAACUGGGGCCUGAUGGCAACAAUCUGUUAAUGUUUAUUAAAAAUGCAUGGGCAACUGAAUCA